AUGACGUCGGCUAAUCUUUCCAGUUUUAGAUUACUUGAUGCCUUGUCAUUACAAGGCUCUUUUCUAAUGCCUUAUAUGUUCGACAUUCCAGCUAGACCAACAAACUUAUUGAAUUUAAUCUUGGCUAAACUUUUAGUCAACAUAGUCAGCAACCAUAUUUUCAGUGUUGAUUGA
Pichia membranifaciens NRRL Y-2026 is the source of this 174-nucleotide messenger RNA. RefSeq lists its product as hypothetical. The record is from RefSeq and is a predicted model, not a curated record. The transcript has 2 exons. Lineage: Eukaryota; Fungi; Ascomycota; Pichiomycetes; Pichiales; Pichiaceae. The coding region runs from base 1 to 174 and encodes 57 amino acids.